Molecule: messenger RNA, 627 nt
Organism: Cotesia congregata
Lineage: Eukaryota; Metazoa; Arthropoda; Insecta; Hymenoptera; Braconidae
Source: the annotation of a GenBank genome assembly
AUGCCACUAAAUUUUUCACUUCGUCACGCAUAUCUUGAAGCUGAGACAGACAUCAGAUCUUUACCAAUGGCUUCUAAUAUAUAUAUUAUUACUCCUAUCCAACAUGAACAAAAGUGUGCAGGGCGAUCGCUGGCAACUCUGCUGGUAUCCUGGGUCGCUGUGACCAUGUUGGGCGCCAUUUUGCUACGCUGGAAGCACAUGUGGAUAGCUUUAACAGUUCUUACGCUUCUUUUCUUGAUGAUGUGUGCUUACGCCAUCAAAAUGAAACGUCAGGUUCGUCCGGAUCAAAGGGACGAACAGUGUAUCAUCCAGGAGAAUAUCAAUGGCGCUGCAGUCGACAAUCCAGAGAUUAGAACCCGGCAAAUUCAAACUGUAUCUGGAUCGGUUGAUGACUUUACGGAGAUCAUCCAGCCUCCAGCGUAUCAAACUUUUUGGAUCAACGACCUGCCGCCAUCUUACUCAGCGGUUAUCGGUGAGCAGGUGCCACCUGUUGGGCCCAGACUAGCACUUCCAAACGACACCUAUGCGACGAUAACUUCAAACCCGCCGCCAUAUUGCGCAGUUUUAAGACUAGAAACUGAUCCAGACAAUGAAAUGUCAUCACAAAAUUUGAACUCAAAAUUUUAG